Messenger RNA from Rhagoletis zephyria (snowberry fruit fly), 389 nucleotides. Its product is annotated as proton-coupled amino acid transporter-like protein CG1139. NCBI's taxonomy places the organism in Eukaryota, Metazoa, Arthropoda, Insecta, Diptera, Tephritidae. The record is from RefSeq and is a predicted model, not a curated record.
AGAUUCUUCCUCCACAGCUCAAGGGAUGCCUACGAUCCUUACCAGCAUCGAGUGAUAGAAAAUCCGUUGAGCAAUCUCGAGGUAUAUAUCAGCUUGCUGAAAGCCUCCAUAGGCAUUGGCUGCUUGGCUAUGCCCAAGGCAUUUCAAGCUGCUGGCUGGCUCAAUGGCCUAAUAAGCACCAUUGUGGUUGGUUCAAUUGUGAUAUUCGCUCUGCAUGUUUUGUUGCAUGGCAUCUACGAACUCUGUAAGAGAAAGCGUGUUCCUCAACUAAACUAUCCGGACGCGAUGGCACUCGCCUUGGAAGCAGGUCCAAAGUAUUUGCGUUUCCUAAGCUUUACUGCGCGGUUUGUAUGAAAAUUGCAUUACAUACAUACAUACAAACAUGUAAA